GCUCCGGUGGGAGCGCCGCCGUCUCGUCACCCUGCGCCCGGAGGAGUGCUCCUCCCAGCAUGUCCCUCUCCUCCUCCUGUCCGCAGCGCCCAGCGGGCCCCGGCAGAGGCAAGGAGAAGCCGGAGCUGGCAGCCAAUGGGAGGCGAGCGCCGGGGGGCGCGGGGGGCACUCUGGGAGUGGCGGUUGUUUCAAGAUGGCGGAGAUGGCCGCCGGUCCAGGUGGAGGCGCUUACCGGAGUCGAGACAUUUCUGAUGAACAGCCAGUGGUAUCUGUUUCAGGAGUGUCUACAAAAGGAACUUUAAGAACAAAGCAUUUGCCAAAAUAUCAAAACAGUGAAUCUGUGCUAAAGAUGCCUGCAGCUGUUGCUUCUGCUUCCGUGGAUUCUGUUAGAAGCACAAGAGAUAUGACAGGACAACAGGUCGCUAAUGAAGGAGGAAUGAAGAGUGCAUCUUUAAAAGAUUUGUGUCCUGAGGACAAGAGACGCAUUGCAAACUUAAUUAAAGAACUUGCCAGGGUAAGUGAAGAAAAGGAGGUGACAGAAGAACGUCUGAAAGCUGAACAGGAGUCAUUUGAGAAGAAGAUCAGACAGCUAGAGGAACAGAAUGAACUUAUCAUCAAGGAAAGGGAAGCUCUGCAGCAGCAGUACAGAGAAUGCCAGGAACUUUUGAGCCUUUAUCAGAAGUACCUAGCUGAGCAGCAGGAAAAACUAUCGCUCUCCCUUUCCCAACUCAGUGCUGCCAAGGAAAAGGAGCAGAAGGUGUUCAGUAAGAAAAGCUUGUGCCAACAACCGUCUUUGGAGCUAGAUGGUUCAUACUUGGGUGUUGGAGGACCUCAGAAUUCUUAUAAGAACAUUAGAGCACCAAAGGCUGGAAGUUCAGUCUGUGUUGCAUUGUCUCAGCCUUGCAGGAAUAAUCAUGGUUAUGGGACUGAAAUCCAUUACAGCCACCAGGAGAGUCUGAAGGACUGCCCCAGGCGAAAUGGCCUGCACAGAAAGUGUAACAACGUGAUUUCCCCAGUCAAGCAGAAGACUCCUCCUCAUGUAAAAACAGCUCAGGAGAUGGACCAGAAAGCAAAGAAGGUUCUGAGCUUAUGUACGCAGCAAGUGAGUCAUGGUUGCACCUGCAGGCAUCUGGAGAGCUCAGGUAGUGCACAAGAGAGCCACCAUGUCAGCCAGGUGCUUCGAAGACACUGUGGGACAGUUCGCGAAACCUGUGCUUAUUCUAGGUGCUCUCAAGCUUCUGUCUUGAAUGACAGCAUGGAGUCAGGGCCUAAUGAAACAGGAAAGGCUAAAAGCUUUUAUGAAGAAAAAAGGCAGAACCUGCUUCUGCAGAAGAUGGAACUGGAAAUGGAAAAGAAAAGACUCCAGCAUUUAUUGGCUAAGCAAGAAGCAAGUGUGCUCCUAAAACAACAUCAACUGCACCAAUCCCAUAUGGAUUAUAACAGGUUUAGAGGCCACAUACCUGGUUCAGAAGAUGUGCCCAUUGAUGAAGCACCUGGAGGACUUGCUCUGAUGAUGAAUGGCAACAGCAUGGGGCUAAGUGUACCAGUGUCAAGAUGUGAAGAAUAUUUUUCAAGCACUCUUCCAGUGAGAAAAAUCUCCAGAACAGCCACGAGCACUGGUGGGAGCAGUUUGGGGAAGAAAAUGGCUGAUUUUGAUGCAAAUGUGGAAGACUGGCAAACCCUUCUGCUGCAAACUGAAAGGGAAGGCAUCAAGUCAAGGAAAGGGAUAGCUUCAGGACCUAGGAAGGAUGCAGCCACGUCUCCUGUGCUGAUAGGCAGCAGGAAAGAGCUUGCAACCACAGCCACAUCACCAAUCCAGCGUGACACUUCACGGUAUGAAGCCUGUCUUCUUGACCUGGUUGAAGCUCUGAGUCCAGCAUCUGUCCCAGGACACCUCUGCAGAGAUUCUUGUAACAGGAACAAAAGGCAGAAGCCUCGUCGUGUGAGUCACAGGCCACUGUCUUACCAGACCCCUCACAGCUGCAUGAGCAGAGCAGAUGAGCUAGAGGAGAGCCAGCUCCUUGAAGAGAUUUUCUUCAUUUGACACAACCAUUCUGUAGAAUUUUUAGGACGUUUGCAUUGCUGAUUUGUUUGUGUUAAAGCACCGUUUUAAAACUGAGCGACAACUGCUUGUCUUUGCUCUUCCAAAAUACAGCUGAUUAUCGACCCUUUUCAUUCUGGAUUUAGGAAUCAUGGGGCAGGAAUGCAUUCAGGGUAGAACAAUCAGAAAGCAGCAAUCUUUUUUAAAACUUCUGAAACAUCUUAAACAGUCUGAAAUAGGUUUGGGGUUUUUUUUGUAGUCUAAAGCAUUUUCUAGUGGAUUGAAGUCAUGGCUUUGCCAGGCUCACGUUGGAAGUAUAUUUUGCUUAUGAUUUUUAGCUCUAAAGCAGUUUUCAAGAACUACCUAACAUUCAAGAAACCACCAUGUUCAAAGUAGAUUAUUUUCUAAUUAAAAAGGUCUGUUUAAAGCUUGGCAUAUUAUAAAGGUACAAGCGCUUUAGUACUUUUCUCAGUGAUUUUAUGAUCUGUAUUUUCUUUCAGUGUUCUGAUAUUAACAUGCUAGGACUUUAGGGGCUAUAUCAUAAGCUCAAACAUACAGUGUCUAAUACUAUUAAUAGACAGUGUUGCAAGUUGAUAUACUAGGCAUCCAUAUGAAAUAUGAUAUUUGACAGUUUUUGCUGGUUAACUUAACACUGAAAUAGCAGAACACAGACAGACAUUGUAGUGGUCCAAAACCUAUUUGAUAUACUUUUCAAGAUGAGAUACACAGUAGUGGUAGUAUGAGAACAGAUUAAGACAUUUUCACUAACUUGCACUAUUUUGAUCCUGUAUCCAGGCUCCAUACUAAAUAAGAUAAAUCUAAUUAUUUCCACUAGCACCUCACAAUGCACAUUUCCCUGCUGGCUUUAAUUAUUCAUGCUGUAUCUAUUUCAGUUUAUUUAAAUGCACUUCCAUCUACUGCAUGUACUUUGUUAUUUAAAGAAAUGUGCCGAAUUGGUAAAAAUGACUGCAGAUUACAGGAUUAAUGGUCAUUUUCUCCACAAUGCAGUGUUCAUAUUUUAUUGUAACAGUAGCCACUGGCAUGUGUUCGUAGAAAUAUGAGGCUAAAAUACUCAUUUUGCAUAGUAAAACUGCAACAAGGGAAAGGUAGAUUGGAGCCACUGUGGGCAGGUUCUAGACCAUUUGUUCCCACUCAGCACCUCGUGGGCCAGGACAGCUCUUCUGACAGUCUCUUUAGACAACCCUGCUUGUCUUAUAGGUAACAAGUUGCUGUUCUGAUCCCUGGAGUAUCGUGGCUGCCUGCCACCUGCAUACUUUUUCCAGUGCAAUGUUAGGUGCUCCAUGAGGAGCCAGUGGGGAUCGGCAAUGAGGCCUGCGUCAUGUCUCCGAUGAGAGCAUCAGUGCAGGUUAUCCAGCACACACCUCUGGCAGUGCUGUGCUUUUACAGCAAUACAACAAAAGGAGAAUGAAGGGGGAGAUGAACCUCAGGUUAGCCUGAGCUGCUUCGUUCAGGCCCUGUCUUAAUCACAAAUUAGGUGAUAUCCUUUUUGUUAAUCCCAGAUGAAUUUUAAAAGCUGCUUGGAGGAGUUUAGAGGAGAGCAGUAUUACUGAGUGAGAAAAUGACUACUGGGGAAAGGCCCUGCUUGGUCUGACCUACUGUCAGUGAUGUAUUAUAGUUCUUUUGACUACGUCUAUCUGCUGUUGAAUGUGCCUCUUGUUCUACUCUCUAAUCCUGUGAAGGCACAGGGUUCUGCUUAAAACCCUGUAUUCAGUGCCCUGACCCAAGUGUAGCAGGUGGGAAAAUAGGUUUUCUCAUUCUUACUGGCUGAGUAGCCUGCUUCUUUAAGAAAGCAGGGAUAAGGAGGAGCAAGAAGAGAGAAAUGUACAAAGAGCAGCAGGAAAACUGUGGAAAUCCAUGAAGAAAUGACCGUCACAUAAAUCUUAGUGUUCUGGAUUAUUCUGUGGUGAUUCUUAGCUUUACUGGUUUGGGGAUUUGUAUUUUUUUUUUAAGGUUUGACAUUUAUGAAGAACCAGUUGUCCGAUUUCAGUCUGAUUGCUUCUCUCCUCUUUUCCAGUUUGACUGAAACUUUAAUUGCUUUUCUAAUAAGUGCUAAAUGACCUUUUGGAACAGCAAAAAAAUAUGAGUAUAUCUCUUGAAAGGUGCCUUUGUGUACCCAGUCGAGGAGACUGCAUAGGAGCAUUCUGUUCUUUGGUUCUUUUGUGGGUGCCAAUAUUUAACUGCUUUACAAUUCCUUGUGAUCCAUUGUAUCCAUUAAUAAUUCUAAUUCUGAGGGUGACUUUUGACUUGAAUCUGUAUUUCGUGAGUAGCUCUUUUUCAAGGGACAUUGUCAGGGCUGUAGGCUCUAUGCUUAAGGUGCUGUCAAAGCUAUAGGGGAGGCACACAUUUGUGAAGCGUGGAUUUCUAGCAUUAAGGUGGUUGAAAUGUCUUGUGGGUGAAGACCUGCAUGUUUUAACUGCCUGUGAGAUGUGGAUGAAGAAACAAAAGCUAUUAAUUUGGUAGACCCUGUGAAAAAUGUUUUUUUAUAAUGCUGGCUUUUGCUCUAGUUAUCAGGAGUACAUUAGGAAUAGUGUUUAGCAGUCAGUGCAAGCAAAGAUAUUUUGCCAUGAGGCACUACAAAGUUGAAGUUAUUAAAACAUUUAUAGCCCUAGAAAAAAAAAUCAAUGAUUGUCAAAUAGGAAAGGACAAAAUCAGUAGUUGGAACUGGGAGGGGAAUUGUUUUCCAUCUGCUAAUACAGUAGAGGAAAUGCAAAAAUUAAACUAGUAAAAGCAAUCACUUGACAAUGUCCUUUUAAGUUUAAGGUUAUGUAUUAGGAAGCUGCCACUGGGGAGCUAGUCCGGCCAUAAAUUGUUUGUCCAGAGCUACACAUGAAGCUGUGUUUUACAUAAGGCUUUGUGGAGUAAGAUGACUUCUGCUAAGUCUCCCACCCAUGCCUUCACUUUGCGUUGUUAUUGACUGGUUCAUGCCAAGUGUUUCUGUAGUCCUUGCUUUUGUGCAGCUUGCACACUGUGGGCCUGUAAUGAUCACACUCUUUCUGCUUCUAGCGGUUUUGCUGUUGAAUCUCAUCCUGGGCAUAUAUUUAUGUAUGUUGUGUGAAGUCUUAAUCUAAUAAAUUAUCUGGGUAUUUCAUUUGUUCA
Molecule: messenger RNA, 5158 nt
Organism: Pogoniulus pusillus (Red-fronted tinkerbird)
Lineage: Eukaryota; Metazoa; Chordata; Aves; Piciformes; Lybiidae
Product: KIAA1328 ortholog
Exons: 11
Coding region: 194-2044 (616 amino acids)
Source: RefSeq, a predicted model, not a curated record